GAUGUGAUGUCACUCCCAAACUCAAGCGCAGUAUUUUCUUUUCAAAUGCUCUGCGUACAUGACUACAAUAUUCUUCAUUCUACAUACAGUAUGAGGCAACAACAAAAUAGUAACGCACAAGGACCGAGGAAACUAACUUUAAUCAGAUUACUGGCCUGGAAAAAUGAACGCGUUGGAUUGCUCGUUACUGAAAGAAAGUAAUCGGAUUACAGUAACGCGUUACUGACAACACUGUUUACCAGUUAAUAUCUUUUGGUGUAAAUAUCCCAUAAUUCAGUGAGGACAGCUGCGGUUUAUAGUUCAGUGCGGCUUAUCUAUGAACAAAUGGCGUAUUGUAUCAAAUUUAGUGGGUGGCAGCUUAUAGUCAGGUGCACCUAAUAGUCCAAAAAUUACGGUAUUUCCUUCUUUAUUUAAAUGGUAAGCAUCACCUUUUUACUUUUUUCACCACCUACACUAACCUUCUUUGGACCCAUGUUGGUUUCUCUGAGAUGAAAACCGUGCGUCAGUCUUGCAGGAAAACAAUGUACUAGCGACGCUGUCAUAAAUCGUUGUAUUUUGAGCAUGUCGCCAUAUGUGGAGAUGAAUGACGAGUUAAAUUUUAUGUCGGAUGUCGAAAGGAUUGUAUGUUGAUGCAAUCGUAUAUCGAGGCACCACUGUACUGGAUAUACUUAUAUAGCCUACAGUAUGUUAUUUUGCACAAUAAUCAAAAAAUACAAUUUUGAAUGAAAAUUAGUAACUUGUAUGCUUUGUUACUGUAAGUGCAAUACAGUAGCUUAAUGCAUCUGUAAGACCUGUGUGUUAUAGGUAGAACUGUGUACUUUUAUGGCAACACCAUCACUAUUCAAGUACUACUAUACUACUACUACUACUACAACUAUGAGCUCAACUUACAGAUAUUUAGACACCUUUUGUCAUAGAUAGGGGCAGAACAACAUUUGUUUUCUAAUAUUUAUAACUUCAUUAAUCUUAAGACUGUAAUAACAGCGCAGCGGCACUGGCAACUUCCCCAGCAUAGUGGGGAAAUGUGGUGGUGUGCCACAAGCAGAAAAGCAGGCAUGUGUAAGUGUAAGAUGGAUGGUGUAAAGAAGGAACGGGGGGCAAUGUGGCCCCGACUGGGACUUUUCCAAAGGGAGAUGGAUGGAAGGAGGCAAGCAGGGAGCAAGCAGGGAGCAAACAGUCCCCUCCAACGACCAUGCGACUUAGCAUCCAUCUGUGCACCCCUCAGGCCUCUCCAUCCAUCAUUCCUUCAUUGCACCUCACCUCCAAUUUUUAUCUCCCGUUACCUCCCCCUCCCAUCUCCACUCCGGUGCCGAUAAGAUUCAGCAGUUUCUAAAGCACACAGCGUGUCGUGCACCUCAUAUAACGAACCGUCUCGUGCUACAUCCGCAGUAAGCGUGCUGGCAGUGUGCAUGCGCAUGGGGCUGUAUGGAUGCCUGUGGGUGUGCGGUGUGGGUGGCAUCAAGAAAUUGCUUUGCACGAGUAUUAUGAUUUGAAAACAUGACAGUGAGCAAGUCGUUGCUAAAUGUCUCAACAGUAUUUUUAUAGGAAUCAAAAAGUGACACGUGAGCCACUUCAGUAGGUUACUUAGUCAGUUUAUGAUGGUCCUCCAUACAAUGUGUUAAGGUCACCAACAGCCCACAAACAUCUAGUUUCCACAGAGCUGUCAAAAUACAUUGUCACACAGAUUAAAUGGGCUUCACUUACUUUGCUUUUAUGUGCAUGACUGACAUUUAAUAUAGAAAUUUAGACUGCAAUUAUUAUGUAUGAAUAUGGUCGCUUGCGUUAUCAAAAAAUGAUGCAUCGAAGGGGCUCGGGGGGAGCAUGCAGUACCACUCGCUCUCUGUUUCUAUGAUAAUAUUGAGGGGGGAAAAUUAGUUUGGGGUACUGUACAUCUUUAUUUUCUACGUAAGGCUGUAGUUGAAUCCAGAGGCAAAAUGUCUUUUAUAUAUACAGUGGUACCUCGACAUACGAACGCUUCGACACACGAUGUUUUCGACAUCCGACGUAAAAUUUGACUCGCCAUUUGUUUCUACAUUGGACGAUAUGCUCGAAAUACGACGACAUGACAGUGCGCAAACGAAUGCACGGCGGAUUUUCUUGUGUGAUAAAUCAACACAGGUUUCAAAAAAGUGGGUACAGUUGGUGAAACAAGGAAAAAAGUGAUGCUUACCUUUGAAAUGAAGAUGCAAAUUACAGAAAAAUAUGAGCGUGGGGUGCUGUGGUGCGCAUCCGUGAACUGGCUCAACAACACAGCUCCACGGUCCUCUUCCGACCACCGCUCGCCAGUCUUUAUAAGUUAAGGUGACAAUUAUUACUGUGUUAACAUCGCCAAGGAAAUCAGCAGCUUUGUCACGUUUUUUGUCAUUUAUUUUAGGACUUAAAUAGUCCGCCACAGUUGACUGUGCUCUCAAGAAAACGAAAGUAUUAUCUCUACCGCACUGACCUAUCUCACUGUGACGUCAGUCCCGCGGUGCGUUCAGGUGCAGCAAAAAUUGUCCACCACAUUAGAAUCUGAUUCGUUACAUUAUUUACAGGAAUAAUUAUUAAUUAUUAUUAUAUUAUUAUGAUUUGCAUUUAUAACUUAUUUGUUUUGCUAUGUUUUAAUUGACCGCGACCCUCGUGAGGAAAAAGUGGCACGGAAAAUGAAUGAAUGAAUGAAUGUUUAAUUGACAUUUGUAAUAGUACCGGCAGUAUUUAUUAAGGAUUUAGUGUAUGGUUUUGGGCUGUGGAACGAAUUAAUGGAAUUAUAAUGUAUUCCUAUGGGUAAAUCCUGCUCGACAUAUGGCCAUUUCAACUUACAAACAAGGUCCUGGAACGAAUUAACUUUGUAUGUAGAGGUACCACUGUAUAUAUAUUUUUUAAAUUCAAAUGAUUGUUUUAUCCAUUAAUCUCAGAACUGUGAAGUAAACAUAUUAACCAAUCAGCCACUGUGUCGUACGGCAGUUUAGAAAAUAUUGUUUUUUGUUUUUGGUUUUUUUUAUUGUGUAUAAUAAACGACUUCUCAGCAGUGGUUUUUUGGCAGCCCUUUAAUUUUCGUCUUAGUCUUUUAGACGAUAAUACUUGUUAGGCUUAGUCACAUUUUAGACAUCCCGAAAUGUGUUUGUCUUCGUCUAGUUUUUGUUGAUGAAAACUCAAGACUCAUUUCAUCUAUUACGUCAACAUUUACUAAUAAUGUUUUCGUCUUUAAAAUUAAAAAAGAUUUAAAAGUUCCAAAAAUAAGCAAAGAAAUAGAUAAAGGUUUCCAACUAUUUCGAAUGAACAGUGACAUACAAGCGCAUAUUGUAGCGUCCACAAGAACGGUGAUAGUACUCACUCAGCAGGAAAACAUUUUAUUAUUUUUGAUCAAUUAAACCCAUCUGGAUGCCACGAGCUGUAUGGAAAAAAAAGUUGUCCGAGAGUUUAACAGGACACUCGCCAUUAGCAUUAGCAAACGCAAAUGCAUUGCUAACGCUAUGAGUUACAUUUAGCGUGUGAUUAUCACUCAGCAAAGACCUGAAAGGGUAAAGCCACACUUAUUUAUGCAAAGCAUAUUUCUCUGGCCAAGAAAAUAAAAUAAAUCUUACCUGUGUGCAAGCCUGCAUGGAGACUGGACACGACACACUGGUGAGUCGGGGAGGGGGGUGCACGUCACAUGAGUGACACAACCAGACACUGCUACGAAGUAGGCUGACUACACAUAAAAAUGUCACAAAAAUUUUGCAUAAAUUUUGUCUCGUCAGACGAAAACUGGUAUUCAUGUCGUUAUGUUUUAGUCUCCCAUACUAUGAUUUUAGCUCGUUAUCAUCUUAUCAUCGUCAUGAAAAAAUUGUUUGUUGAUUAAAUAUUUUCAUUAUCGUCACUGUUGAUGAAAACAACACUGCUUCUUAGGUGUCUAAAUAAUAUAUCUCUGACAAUAUGUUUUCUACAAAAAAAAUACAGGCCUUCCAAGGAUCAAAAAUUAGUGCCGACAUUUUUGUCUCGCUAAAAUGAACUGAGUUUGAAGGCACAACCUUGUCUUAUUAAAGUCAGUUCAUUGUCAUCCCAUUCAAUUUUUUUCCAUGGUGCAUGCUAGCGCCCAUGAAAACAGCAUGGAUUCCAUUUCCCCUCCUAAAAGCAGCAAUUAAUCACCAAGCCACCAAAUCAUACUUUUUAAUUACUGCGCAGACUUGUGUGUACACAUCGUGAUCCAAAAUUGCCCCUCGACCCCCAUCGUGUCCACAUAUUUAACAGCAAAACAAGUAUGCGCUUCUUAUCAGACAUGAAUACUGCUUACAUUUCGUCUUUGAUUUAGAAUUUUAAAAAAGUGUAUUGUUGCUUGGUAUUGGCAGAUAGUGUCCAAGUCAUGGGGUAUAAAUUUGGCAUUGGGACAGGUAUUGUUUCAAUUAGUAGUUUGUCUACAAAACAUUUGCAGAAAUAGUCUGACAUCAAAAGAUUUACUUCAUGUUUUAGGUUACUUUUGCUGGGUAGAUUGAUAGUCCAGAGAAAUGCAUUAUUAUUAUUAUUAUUAUUAUCAUUAUUAUUUUUAUAAAAAUCAUUUGUUCUGAAGGAUUGGACUAAGGCUUAAUUUAUGCUACCAGAACAGAAUCAGAUACUUCAUGAUUUUGGCCUCACUUUGUUCUGGGACUUACCUGGGCUAAUCUGCCACCUAAUUGACCAGCUCUUGUGUAAUUGACUUGUAGACUCAGCCACUGUUGUGGAGUACAUUGAUACCUCUACAUACGAAUUUAAUACGUUCCAGGACCUGGUUUGUAAGUCAAAAUGGUCGAAUGUAGAGCAGGAUUUUCCCAUAACGAUACAUUAUAAUUUUAUUAAUUCGUUCCACAGCCCAAAAGCCUACACUAAAUCCUUAUAAAAAUCUGCUGGUACAAUUACAAACAGUAAUUACCGUAUUUUCACGACCAUAAGGCGCACCUAAAAGUCAAAAUUUUUCUCCAAAAUGGGCGGGGCGCCUAAUAAUGCGGUGCGCCCAAUGUGUGUACCGAAGGCGGACGGGAGUGAAAGCAGCAUGAGAACCAUUAGAGGUGUGAAUGGUGCUCGUCAUAGGGGGCGGGGCCAUUAGGUACAGUGUAAAAUUGAGUUACAUGCGAUGGGCAAAUCAAGUUCUGUUUGAAUCAAGACCCCCGAAAAUUGCAACUCCGACGAAAAGACACGCUUACGAAGCCAGUUCAAGCUCCAAGCUAUCAGCUACGUGAAGCAACAUGGAAAUUGAGCCGCGGCGAGACAAUUCAGCAUCAAGGAGUCAAUGGUUUGCAAGUGGAGAAAGCUGGAAAACGAGCUAAGCCAAGUCAAGAAAACAAAGCUGAGUUUCCGCGGAAAUAAAGCGAAGUGGCCUCACCUGGAAGAUGAACUCGAGGGGUGGAUUCACAACCAAAGAACAGCCGGGAGAAGCGUCUCAACAGUCACCAUGCGAAUGAAGGCACACACGCUUGCGCAUGAGAUGAAAAUUGAACAUUUUCAAGGAGGUCCGUCGUGGUGCUUUCGAUUCAUGAAACGGCGUUAUCUUUCCAUCCGGACAAGAACUACAUUGGCGCAGCAACUUCCAGCUGAUUACAAGGAAAAGCUGACUAUCUUCCGCUCCUACUGCAGCAAAAAGAUUGCCGACAAACGCAUCCAGCUGAAGCAUAUCACGAACAUGGACGAGGUGCCACUCACUUUCGACGUCCCGGUUAGCGACAGCGUGGAGAAGAAAGGAGGCAGCACGGUAGCGAUACGCACAACAGGGCACGAGACGUCAUCUUUUACUGUUGUGCUUAGCGGCCAUGCUAAUGGACAGAAACUGCCACCGCUGGUGAUUUUCAAAAGGAAGACGUUGCCGAAAGAAAAGUUUCCUGCCGGAGUCGUAGUGAAAGCCAAUCAAAAGGGCUGGAUGGACGAGGAGAAAAUGAGAGAGUGGCUGAGGGAGGUUUACGUGAAGCGACCAGAUGUUUUUUUCCGUGUUUCACCGUCCAAGUCAAGUUGCGUGCGGCGUGGGAGUAAUGGAUGACGAAUGGCGAACACAGUUUUACAAAGACUGGAAGGCAACACCGGGCGAGUUCCGAUAACAUUUGCGAAUGGAUUGUGGAUGCUUGGGCUAAUGUGUCGGCUUGCACUGUUGUUCGAGCUUUCGCCAAAGCCGGCAUUAUUUCCGAGGAGGAGCUUCAUGGCAACGAGACUGACUCGGACAACGAAGAGGGGGAACCUGGCGUGUUUGAUGGAGACCUAGCCCAGCUAUUCAUGUCAGAUACAGAAGAUGAGGACUUGGAUGGCUUUGUGGAUUGACAAAAAAUAAGACCACCCUGACCCACCAUCACUGACUAUGAUGUGGCGUGGUAGCCGCUGUUGCUAUGUGUAAAGGAGUGCCGUGCCACCAAUGGAAACCGAAGGCUAUCGUGACGUCCCAGAGACCAGCGAUGGUCAGGGGGUAGGCCUCCUAGAUAGACGAGCUGGGGGUGGGGUGGACGAGGACUGGAGUGCCCCCUACCCUCUGGGCUUCCAGGUGUCUUUAACAACAGUGCUAAUUCUAGAGCUGGUACUAGGCUUCAGCAGCAACCUGACCGUACUCGUACUGUACUGCGCACAGUCCAAUCUGGUGGAUUCAGUCAGUAACCUAGUCACUGUCAACCUCCAUGUUCUGGACAUACUAGUGUGUGUGCUGUGUCUGCCACUCACAGUGGCUGUCAUCUUGCUCCCGGCCAAUGGAAGCGGCGUUGGAAGUCUGGCCACAUUGUGCUGCUUUCACGAAGCCUGCGUCACAUUCACCAGUGUAGCCACAGCUGUUAACGUCCUGGUCAUCAGUUUGGACCGCUACGACAUCUCUGUGCGUCCAGCCAGUCGGCUCCUGAACCCCCGCCGUGCUGGGCUGCUCCUGGCCGCAGUCUGGGCUGUCUCUCUGGCUGUAUUCUUCCUGCCUUUUCUCGAAGGAGACUUCUUCUCUUCGAGAGCUAAAGACAGUGAGGGUGAGGAGCCAGAGGAGCCGAACAAUGACUUUGAAUCCACAAUUGGACCCACAACACUCUUUUACUCUCUUGCACCUUCUGUUUUACCCUCGACACACCCUUCCUCCUCCUCACACAACCUUUCACCAGUAUGGCAGAACAGAACACUGCUGUGCAUCGGGGGACAAGGCUACUACACAGGAAUGGCAAUGUAUUACCACUUGUUACUACAAGUGCCCUGCUUCUUUAUUGCUGUGGUUGUCAUGCUAUUCACCUACUCCCGGAUACUACAAGCCCUCAACAUUCGAAUAGGUUCCCACAUGAUGAGAAGUAACCGUGCAAAGGACUCCACCUGCAGGAUACGCUGCAGGAGGACGAAAAAGAAGGACCUCACCUUGCCAACAGAGGUAGUGUCUUCAAAUCAGAACCAGAAUCUAUCUCAUCCUCCCCUUAUUCCAUCUCCCACUCCAACACCGACAUCGCCGCCCCCACUCUCCUCCAUGCCCCAGGGGAUCUCCGACAGUGGCGCUACGGUGACAACUGUCAGUACAGCUGCCACCACCCCCAUAGCAACUACACCUGCUACCCCUGCUUCUCCGACUCCCGCUUCAGGAUCCAUGCAGACCCACGCCACGUCCCCAUUGCCAGCUUCCUCCAUGGGUGUCCAGGCCUCAGUUUCUGCAAUCAUUGCCUUGAGACGGGCCGUUCGUAGACACAGGGACCGUCGGGAGCGCCAACGCCGUGUCCUUAAAAUGUCACUUAUCAUAAUAUCCACAUUUUUGGGCUGUUGGGCUCCAUUGUCCGCUGUCAACAUUCUGAUCCUCUGUAUGGGCCCAAGUGACGGUUUAGUGCGGAUCCGUCUCUGCUUCUUGGCAAUGGCUUAUGGAACAACAAUUUUUCAUCCUCUCCUGUAUGCUUUUACAAGGCAGAAACUACGUCGAGCCCUGAAAACACGAGUCAAGAAAAGGGUCGUCUCCCUUCUGCAGGUGGACCCAGCUCCUAUUGGGGGGACAGUUAUCCAUAACUCCUGGGUAGAAGGGGGAGGCCAGAGGAAGAGUCGCAAGCCCCGAGUGGAGGCCAGCGAUGGCACUGAUCGAUGCCUCACUGAGGCAGUGAGAGAAUGAGGCUGGUCUUCAGUGUGUUGCUCACAUGUCUAGUUUGUGUUCAGAAUUUGAGGGAAUGUAUGCCUUUGUCUGUUGUUGGAUAUGGAUGAUGUGUAUAACCUUGCAUGGGUGUGCCAAGCCAUUAGUUUACAAAGGACAGAUCCCGUGACCUUGGGUCUUUGGCACAUGGUGUGCCCAAGUCUUAACAAGAGCCACUUUUCUUCGCUCUUACUGUAAGCUAGUUGACCUCUUUAAAUUGUCUCAAUGGCAGCAGCAUAUGUACUUAAAUGAAGACAUUAAGGUGACAUCACACCUGGAAAUAUCCCACUGCAUAGCAUAAGGGUUUGAUGAAAUCACUCAAAAAUCUUAAUGCUUCUCCAAGCAUGCGCACAGACAGAACCACAAUAUAUACACACACACACACACUGCACACUGGUCUGCGCUUAGUCAUUUAAAAGCACACAAACAUCUAUAAUAUCUACCUGCACAUGUAUUCUCAGUGAGAACAAAUUUUGAGGUCUAUCUUGUUUCCCUCCCUAUUCUUUUCAUGCCUUAAUUGAGUUCAAGAAAAAUGUGUGUGGUGCUGAAUGUCCUGUUGUUUACAGAGUAGGAGUGAGACUAUGCACGUUAGUGCAUCAUAAUGGUCAGUAAAUAAAACAUUCAGAAGUUUACAAUGUGAAAUUACCAGCAAACUGGUGAAAAUAAGGUAUUCAAUUUACAGAAGAGCAUCUUUAACCUAACAGGCAUGACUUUUUUUCUAAAAUGAUUUUGAAAGAAGCUUUGCGGUUAUGGUACAGGCCAGAGGGAGUAAUAUUGUUCUUUCUUUGUGUGGAUUUGUGGUCUGAAAUGAGCAAUGCAUUGACCCCGUAAGAUGUGAACAAAAAGAAUGUCAACACAAAAUAAUUGGUUUUAAAAUGACAAGCAGAAUGGACAUUGUGAAGCAGCGUGGCUUAACAGAAGGGGGGCACUGGGGUUGACUUAAAUUUUGUGGCUAGCUAAUUAUGUUGUAACUAUGUGUAUAUGACGGGAAACUGUACUACCACUGGAUCACUUCAGCUUUUCAGUGGAAAUCAAAGGGCAAUAUUUCUCGUGAACAGUCUGUCUGAAAUGUUUCAUUACAGCAGGUAAAUUAGUACCUGUAGUUAAAAGCAGAGAACUGCUGUCGAAGAAGAAAAUCAUAUGUUGUUCCAUUUGAAAGUCUACUUUUGGACUGAACUUUGAGGUGUAUAGGCCUCCGCCAUCUUCAGCACUGAGUCCUUGACAUACUGUACUUAGACUGUACCUGUGUUUCUCUAUUUCCUCAGGGCUCACAUUUAUAAAUGUGCUGGACAUGAAAUGACAAAACCAGCCCUCAAUCAACUCUUCUAUUGCGUGUAUUAUUGUAAGUAAAGAUUUAAGUCACUCCAUAGAUAGAGAAAACUUUGCGUUGUGUUGGGAACCACCUCGGGUUUUAGGCAAUCUUUCCUGUCAUCCUCUCACGCCUUUUACACUAGUUGGAACCCAAUCUAAAAACAAUCAUUCUUGUUUGUCAUGUACAUUUUUCAGGGAUGUAAAUAUUAAAAUGUCGAAUUUGGGUUUUGGUUUAAGAUAUUUUUUUUCCCCCCCAUUCUUUUUGGUCGCAAUCAUCUGCCGGACAGAAAGAGAGCCAUUGUGAUGAAGAUACAGUAGUUACUGUAAAGAGAUGCUGUACAUGUAAUCGUAUUUGUGUUGAUACUCUAUGUGUGUAAACAGUAUUGUACAUUUAUAACCCUGUGUAUAGAGAAAUAUUAGUAUUGUAUAAAAAAAUUUAUAUUAUUGUGUUAUUGUAUAGAACAGAAUCUGUAUUAAAAUGUAA
Messenger RNA from Corythoichthys intestinalis (scribbled pipefish), 9830 nucleotides. RefSeq names its product G-protein coupled receptor 22-like. The coding region runs from base 6329 to 8017 and encodes 562 amino acids. Gene Ontology annotation, cellular component: plasma membrane. NCBI's taxonomy places the organism in Eukaryota, Metazoa, Chordata, Actinopteri, Syngnathiformes, Syngnathidae. Gene Ontology annotation, molecular function: peptide binding; G protein-coupled receptor activity. Gene Ontology annotation, biological process: G protein-coupled receptor signaling pathway; cellular response to hormone stimulus. The record is from RefSeq and is a predicted model, not a curated record. The transcript has 2 exons.